AUGUCGCAGUUUAAAAAAGCUACUCGUACAUUUAAGAUUUUGUUUUAUUUAUUUAUCACUCCGACAUUAAAUUCAGAAGCUAUACCUUUAGAGAUAAAUUCUAUCGGAGAAUUAGAAUCUCUUGUAAAAUGUGUAGUCGCCGCUAUAAAAACUGAAAGAAAACCAACAGUUACCAUAAUUGGAGACGAUACGAAAAAUACCGUUUAUGAAAACAUACAUAAUAAGGAAAGCCUUACUAAAGUUCUUUCAGAAGAAUACGUGCCGCAAAUAAUUUUUAAUAAACUACAAAUUCUAAAUGAAUCAGCGAGCAAAUUUGAAGAAAAUACUAUGUUAGUUGUUAUUUUCGUCGAUAAUUGUAAAAUUUUGGAACAGUUAGACGUUAUAGUCAUUGACAAGAAAAUAAAAUACGUAAUAAUUCUCUACGAAUACGAAGAUUGUAAUAUGGAUUUAGAAAAAAUUGGAUGGACACUUCAACAUUAUGAUGCCACAUUUAUUUCCCAGUCUAAGAAUCAUACAAUUUAUCAGUUUCAGACGACUUUUCCAGAUAUUGAUGAAAGUAGUUGUGAUUAUUAUGUUAAAAUUAAACUUAAUGUAGUUAAUACUUGUUUUAAUGGAACAUUGGACAAAUCUGUGAUAUUUCCUGCUAAAGAAACAAACAAUCUGAAGGGAUGUCCGUUUCAUGUGGGAAUGGCUACAUUGUAUCCAUAUUCAAUCAUAGAAAAUAAAGAAUCCUUACGAAAUCUGCAACAAAUAAAUGAAUCUCAAAUACGUGGAUCUGAUUUGGAAAUUAUCAAAAUUUUUUGUAACAACAUUAACGCGUCUUUAAAUAUGUAUUAUAUAUAUAGAGAAGAAGAAAAUCCAUAUUUACAUACUGAAUUUAUUUCGUACCUUUUAAACGGCAGUUUAGACGCUUGUGCUGGAGGGCUUUACAACGUAUAUGGAGACUCGAUUACUUAUUCAGGUGCAUAUAACAUGCAAGCAGUUAUUUGGGCAUAUCAAGUAGAAAGAGAACCAAGAUCUUGGCGAACAAUUAUAGGACCUCCACAAACGCUUAAAACGAACGAUGAAGUUAUGGGAUCGGGUAGAACGCCUUAUUUAAAUUUUGAGACCAAAUUUUUUGUUGAAGACGCCAAGUAUAUCGCAUUUGCGAAAACCUCACUAAAUUGUUCUGGAUUUGAAGACUGCGAGAACAAGACAGUUUCUAACAAAGGGUCAACUGUUCUCAUUGAAGGAUAUUUCUACUCUUUACAAGCAUUUACUGCGGUAAAAAAUGAGGCUAGGGUGCUAAGGGCUUCGGAAAACAUUUUAUUUAUUUAUUACUACAUGAUUAUUCGAAGUAACAGUCAUUUUGUUAGGAAGUUUAAAAAAACCAUAGCAAAACUCUUUGAGGCGGGCAUUUGUGAUAGACUGUACCUAGAAGUGAUUGGUUUAUUGACAGUAGCAAAAGCUAAGAGCACCAACGAAAAUAUUAUGGCGAAUAGUUACCUCUGCGAGUCUGGAUGUGCUAUCACAAUAACUCAAAUUGCGGGUGCAAUAUACGUUUGGAUCGUUGGCUGUACUCUGUCUUUCAUUUUAUUUGUAAUAGAAAUAAUGGUAUACAAAGAACAACAUAAGAUGCAGUCACCUUUAAGUGAAACGUGA
Molecule: messenger RNA, 1641 nt
Organism: Parnassius apollo (apollo)
Lineage: Eukaryota; Metazoa; Arthropoda; Insecta; Lepidoptera; Papilionidae
Source: the annotation of a GenBank genome assembly